CGCUCAGAUGCUCCAGCUCUCAGGAUCUUGGGGUGCAGAUUACAUUCUCCCAGACUCCUGAGCCCUGGGUCCAGCCAUGGGCACCUCCAGCAUCUUCCUGUGCAUCCUGUUCAUCUGUGGGGCACUGGGUCUCACCACGCCCCCGCCCCCGCCCCCUGCCCGGGGUCGGCUCCGCUGUUACACCUGCAGCUUCGCCAAACCCUGCUACCCUGUUGCCACCGAGUGUCAGGACGACGAAGCUUGUGACAUCAGCACUGGCACCUCAGAGCAGAAUGAGAUCAUCGAGCGGAAAGGCUGCCUCCCACGGGCCCAGUGCCCUCUGCAGGGCCGUGCCACCUACUGGUCGCGCUCCUACACUCUGCGGCACCACUGCUGUGAGCAGGACCUGUGCAACACAGCUACCACGCUGCAGCCGCUCCCCAGCCCCCUCCUCACUGCCCUGCUCCUCCUCCUCGGGGCCAGCUUCACCUGGGGAGGCCCCCUCCUCCGCUGGCUUCAAGCUGGUCUGCAGCCUUCCACCCAGGGCUCUGCCCCCAUCAUCACCGCCUUCCAGACACCCGCAUCUGAGAUAUGCCCAAGAACCUGAUUCUGUAGAGACCUCGGAUUCCCGGCCUCACACCUUCCCAGACCCCUGGUUCCUUCGGGCACUGCUCUAGCCCCUAGAGGCACCUGCCCAGAGCCCCACCUCAUAAAGAACACUGUUCUAGGUCUUUUUUGUUUUCUAGAUGCCCACCGCUGAUGUCCUAUCUCAGCUCCCGGUUUGGGGCAAGGCAGGUGGUUUGAUGGAGCUGGGGGUCCCAGGCAAGGGGAUUGAAGGGGCACCAGGUAAGGUGAGGAGGACAGUCUUGCUAGGAAAGAUUAAUUUGGCAGGCCAGGAACUCAGGAAGGAGGUUCUUGGGGGAACUGCGAAGAGUAAAUUGAAUAAAAGUGCUAUCUGGGAGUCUA
Messenger RNA from Neomonachus schauinslandi (Hawaiian monk seal), 945 nucleotides. Its product is annotated as lymphocyte antigen 6G6e-like. Lineage: Eukaryota; Metazoa; Chordata; Mammalia; Carnivora; Phocidae. The coding region runs from base 77 to 586 and encodes 169 amino acids. The transcript is spliced from 3 exons. The record is from RefSeq and is a predicted model, not a curated record. Gene Ontology annotation, biological process: desensitization of G protein-coupled receptor signaling pathway; acetylcholine receptor signaling pathway. Gene Ontology annotation, molecular function: acetylcholine receptor activator activity; transmembrane receptor protein serine/threonine kinase activity; acetylcholine receptor binding. Gene Ontology annotation, cellular component: plasma membrane.